AUGAAGCUCACGCCCGUCCGAGUCAGGGGCAAGCGCAAGGCCUCCUCCUCCUCCACCUCCACCACCACGACGCCGUCCAAGAUGUCCCGCUCCAUCCAGGACGUCAAACGCGCGCGUCACCUCCGUCCGCGCGCCCGCCUCGACCGACUCCCCGCCGAGAUCCUCGAGAGCGUGCUCCUGCACAGCGGGAGCCUCGCCCUUCCCCGCUGCAGCCCCGUCGUCGGCGCCAAGCUGUCCGGGCGCGCCACCCUGCUCCGCCUCUUCAUCUGCGGCUUCCACGACACCUGGGACCAGUGGUUCGGCAUCCCGUUCCGCGCGGUGCUCGAGGGCCCGCGGCCGCGAGACGAGCGGCGCACCGGCCGGGGGGCGCGGAGCCCGCAGGAGGCGAGGUACUAUCCCUGCGACGGAGACCCGGAGCUUCAGAGUGCUCUUCUUGAACUCCCAUGGGUAGACAUCGACUUCAUCCUGCGCGCGCAGCAGACUUGGGCGGACACCUACGCCCGCCACCGGUGGUACCAGGCCCCGGCCGUCGUCGGCCACGGCGACACCGGCGCCGGCGGGUUCGGCGACUUCGACGCCGCGCGCUACUUUGACGAGACCUACCGGCAAUUCCUCCGCCACCCCUCGGCGCCGCCGCGCACGCUCGUCCGCAACGUGCACCCAGACACGCGCCUGCCCACGGCGCUCGUGACCGGGCCAUGGGACGACGAGGCCCGCCGGCGGCUGCUGUGGCUCGUCCGCGGGGGCGUCAACCUCGAGGCGCCGGACGGCCCGACGCGCCGCCUGCCGUGGGAGUACCACGUCGACUUCCUGCGCAACGUGGCCGUGCAGGCCGAGACGCCCGACGAGGUCGCGUACCGGCUGCUGCGGGACCAGUGCGACCUCAUGUGCGUACCGCAGGACGUGCUUCGGAGUGAGCGCGACGCCCUCGUCAAGAGGCUGCGGUGGGGGCAGCAUGAUGAGCCGGUGGUCGAGCUGCUGAAGGAGGUUCUGGAGGACGUCAGCUACAAACUCGACCAGCAGUCGUUUGGCAGUCAAAAGUAA
Molecule: messenger RNA, 1044 nt
Organism: Cordyceps fumosorosea ARSEF 2679
Lineage: Eukaryota; Fungi; Ascomycota; Sordariomycetes; Hypocreales; Cordycipitaceae
Exons: 2
Coding region: 1-1044 (347 amino acids)
Source: RefSeq, a predicted model, not a curated record